AUGCCAGGCUGGGAAGACAGCUCGUGGGGUUAUCAUAGUGAUGAUGAACAUGUGUUUUUUGACUCUGAAUUUGGCCAACUAUAUGGACCAGAAUUUAAGUCCGUAAUACUAUCAGAUGUUGUUUAA
This is a messenger RNA of Funneliformis geosporum, 126 nucleotides long. Lineage: Eukaryota; Fungi; Glomeromycota; Glomeromycetes; Glomerales; Glomeraceae. The record is from the annotation of a GenBank genome assembly.